Tetrahymena thermophila SB210 is the source of this 1332-nucleotide messenger RNA. RefSeq lists its product as hypothetical. The record is from RefSeq and is a predicted model, not a curated record. The transcript is spliced from 5 exons. NCBI's taxonomy places the organism in Eukaryota, Ciliophora, Oligohymenophorea, Hymenostomatida, Tetrahymenidae.
AUGCUUUUGGAAAUUCAAAGCUCAUCUUUAAAUAAUUCUAGUCAAUAAUGUAUAGAAAAUUCUUAAUAACCUCUGAAUACUUAAAAAAUUGAGGAUUUAGAUAUAGAAAAUGCAGUUUAUUUAUAAAAAUAAGAUUACUCAACAUUAAAAGAUUUAAAAAAGCAUAUAAGCACUCCUUUUUUGCAUUGUCCUUAAGUUACAUUUAGAUAUACUUAAGGUUAAGAAGGGUUAGAACUUACAACCUACUUAAAAGAAAUUAAAAAUAACAUUUAAUGUUUUGAAAAUAUUAUAUUUGUUAUCAAAUUCUCUAAAUCAAUUGACGAAUGCAAAUAAAAAUAUCAUAAAACUAUAAUAGGAGGGUAUUAAAAUGAGUUUAUGAUAGAAUGUAAUAUCAAAACAAAAAAAAUCAAACUUAUCUUAGACUAUCUUACUCAGUUUACAUAUAUUGAAGAUGUUAUGAUCUAGAAAUAUGCUUUACAACAAUCAAAAUUCAAAAAUUUAGAAGGUAUCCACUUACAAAAAGAGCUUUUUUAAAACUUAUACUUAAUAAAACAAAUAUCUAAAUUUAAUACCGUUGAAUUUGCAGUGUCUCAAGCGUUUUUACCAAUGAACUUUUAUAAAAUAUUGGAUGUAUGGAGAGAUCUAAGAGUCUUAGUUAUAAGUUGUGAGAAGAGUAAGAUAACAAUAGAUAACCUUAAAAAAAUAAUGUAAAUAAAGUUAUUUAAUCCUCAAAGAGAAUUAACAAAAAUGAUUUAACCUAUCUUGGGAGAAAAUAUUUCAGAAAACUAUUAAAAAAUAAUAAUAUGUGAUUUUCCUUUUAAUUAAGAUGAGCUUGGGGGAUUAGAAAAUAUAAAAAAUAUAAUAAAGUUAAAAAUCGAUUUAGACGUAGAUUUUAAAAUUCAACCUUAUUCUCCCAUCGAACUCUUUAAAUACUUAUCAACUUAAAAAAAUAUGAACUCUCUUUAUUUUAGAUGUUUACCUUAUCCUCCAACUUAAAGACUCAGCCAAUAAGACUUUGGAAACAUUUGCACAUAGAUUAUUAAAAUUAAAAGUUUAACUAAUUUAUAUUUAGAUAUGAAUUUUAACAACAUCUAAAUAGAAAGAAUUAAUAGAUUAGAAUUUAAAAUUAAUUAAAAAUAAGUUUAUGUAAAAUUUUUAAAAUUACUCAAAGAAAAAUUCCCAAAAUUGCAUUAAACUAGAUGGGAAGUAAAAUUCGAGCUUAUAAACAUGUUUCUUACUGAAAAAAUGAGAGAAUUGAAAACUACUUUGCCUGUUUCUGAUAAAAACAGUAGAAAAAACCCUAUUUAUUCAGAAUAUUUCUGUAAAUUUUGA